UAUUAAUAGUUAAGUCUGCACCUAUUGCUAACGAAACACAUGGUCCUACGGAAACAACACACUUUGACAAUAAACGCGCGAAUGAUAACUCUUAUAAAGGGGUGACCCUUAUAAAGUAUUAGAUAGACUUAGAGAUUUCUAUAACAGUGCUCAACAAUGGGAUUGUGUAAGAGAAAAGACAGCCAGCCAGAAAUCAAAGAUCCUGCAGCAAUGGGGGAUGGCAAAGUUGUUCUGAAAAAGCAGAUUAACCUAUUCCAGGGUGUCGCAAUUAUUGUAGGUAUCAUAGUGGGCUCAGGAAUCUUUGUCUCACCUGUGGGAAUUCUCCAAAAUGUUCGUUCCGUCGGUAUGUCGUUUGUGCUAUGGGUCAUCUGCGGUAUAUACAACGCACUGGGAGCCGUGUGCUAUGCGGAACUAGGUACGAUGAUUCCACAAGGGGGAGGUGAAUACAUAUACAUCAGGAGAGCGUUCGGGGAUAUCGCCUCGUUUGUCUGCCUGUGGAUAGACUUCGUGCUGAUAUGCCCAGUAGGCAUUGCUGCGAUGGGUCUCAUGUUCUCCGUGUAUCUGUUAAAGCCAAUAUAUCCAGACUGUGAUGUACCAGAACUGCCACAGAGAUUACUUGGAGGUCUUAUAACAUGUCUCCUGAUAGCUGUAAACUGUGUGAAUGUGAAGUGGGCAACCAAGGUCCAGGUUGUGAUCACCAUCAGUAAACUAGUGGCAUUGGCAACCAUCAUCAUUAUAGGCUUCUACUUCAUUGCCAAAGGUGAGACGGAGAGCUUCCAAGACAGCUUUGCAGACAGUGACACCAGUGCGGGGGCCAUCGCUCUGUCCUUCUACUCUGGGUUCUGGGCUUACAGUGGAUGGAGUUACCUGAAUUUCCUUGUGGAUGAAAUGGUCAACCCUGUAAGAAACCUGCCGCUGGCCAUCUUCAUCUCCAUGACACUGGUGAUCUGCGUGUACCUGCUGGCCAACGUCGCCUACCUCGGAGUGCUUUCCCCUCUCCAGAUGCUUUCCUCACCUGCUGUCGCUGUGACAUUUGCUGAUCAGACACUUGGACCCCUGAAGUGGGUCAUGCCAAUCCUGAUUGCCAUAUCUGUAAGCGGCACAAUGAAUGGAACAGCCCUUUCCAUGUCAAGACUUUUCUUCAUUGGUGCUGGCAACGGACAUCUGCCUCAGUUUGUCUCCAUGAUCAACUACAAGCGACUCACACCCAUGCCCUCUCUCCUUACAAUUCUGGUGUUGACAUUGAUAUUCCAAAACAGCGGUGAUAUCUUUUACCUGAUUGAGAUGGAAGGCUUCGGGUUUGCGUCCAUCCUAGUAAUGACAUUUGCCAGUCAUGUCUAUCUGCGUUACAAGGAACCUGAUCUUCCAAGGCCCAUCAAGGUUCCAGUGGCCUUACCGGCAGUGCUGUGUGUAGUUAGUGUAGCCAUAGUAGUACUCACAUUCUACCAGAAGCCCAAAGAGAGCUUUCUGGCUCUUGGCCUGGUUGCCCUGGGUAUUGUGCUCUACCUGGUCUGUGGCAAGUGGAAGACCAAGCCAAAGUCUAUACAGGAGAAAAUAGAUCAUGUGACCAUGUUUAUACAACGUCUGCUGCUAGUUAUACCGCCAUCUAAACCAGAAGAUUUGCAGUUUGAAUGAACAGUCACCUAGUUAUACCGCCAGCUAAACCAGAAGAUUUACAGUUUGAAUGAACAGUCACCUAGUUAUAACACCAGUUAACCCAGAAGACUUGCAGUUUGAAUGAACCAUCACCUAGUUAUACCGCCAGCUAAACUAGAAGAUUUGCAGUUUGAAUUAACAGUCAUCUAGUUAUACCGCCAGCUAAAGAAGAUUUACAGUUUAAAUGAACAGUCUACUAGUUAUACCACCAGUUAACCCAGAAGACUUGCAGUUUGAAUGAACCGUCACCUAGUUAUACCGCCAGCUAAACUAGAAGAUUUGCAGUUUGAAUUAACAGUCACCUAGUUAUGCCGCCAGCUAAACCAGAAGAUUUACAGUUUGAAUGAACAGUCACCUAGUUAUAACACCAGUUAACCCAGAAGACUUGCAGUUUGAGUGAACAGUUACCUAGUUAUACUGCCAGCUAAACACCAGAUGAUUUACUGUUUGAAUGAACAGUCUACUUUUUAUACCACCAGUUAACCCAGAAGACUUGCAGUUUGAAUGAACUGUAACCUAGUUAUACCGCCAGCUAAACUAGAAGAUUUGCAGUUUGAAUGAACAGUCACCUAGUUAUACCGCCAGCUUAACCAGAAGAUUUACAGUUUGAAUGAACAGUCACCUAGUUAUUACACCAGUUAACCCAGAAGACUUGCAGUUUGAAUGAACAGUUACCUAGGUAUACUGCCAGCUAAACCAGAAGAUUUACAGUUUAUAUGAACAGUCUACUUUUAUACCACCAGUUAACCCAGAAGACUUGCAGUUUGAAUGAACAGUCACCUAGUUUUACCGCCAGCUCAACCAGAAGAUUUGCAGUUUAAAUGAACACUAGUUUUAACGCCAGUUAAACCAGAAGAUUUACAGUUUGAAUGAACAGUCACCUAGUUAUACAACCAGCUAAACCAGAAGAUUUGCAGUUUGAAUGAACAGUCACCUAGUUAUACCGCCAGCUAAACCAGAAGAUUUUCAGGUUGAAUGAACAGUCACCUAGUUAUACCACCAGUUAACCCAGAAGACUUGCAGUUUGAAUGAACAGUCACCUAGUUAUACAACCAGCUAAACCAGAAGAUUUGCAGUUUGAAUGAACAGUCACCUAGUUAUACCGCCAGCUAAACCAGAAGAUUUUCAGGUUGAAUGAACAGACACCUAGUUAUACCGCCAGCUAAACCAGAAGAUUUACAGGUUGAAUGACCAGUCACCUAGUUAUACAGCCAGCUAAACCAGAAGAUUUGCAGUUUGAAUGAACUGUCACCUAGUUAUACCACCAGCUAAACCAGAAGACUUGCAGUUUGAAUGAACAGUCAACACCCAACCGUGUAGACUUACUUCUGCCUACUGUUGGCAGCAUAGGUUGAACAUGUGACACAUUUAGGUUUUCAAAAGCAUACAUGUAUUAAUAACCAUAAUUUAAGUUGGUUUACAAGAUGUCACUGUUAGACAUAUCAAACCUACUGUGUAAUUAUUCGAUAUAAUUAACCAGGUUUUUAACCAGGUUUUCCGAAGGAAAAACUGGUUAUUAGAUUGGCGAAUGCGGGCGGGCUGGCUGGCUGGCUGGCGGGCUGGCGGGCAGGCGGAACAAGCUUGUCCGGGCCAUAACUAUGUCGUUCAUUGUCAGAUUUUAAAAUCAUUUGGCACAUUUGUUCACCAUCAUUGGACGGUGUGUCGCGCGAAAUAAUUACGUCGAUAUCUCCAAGGUCAAGGUCACACUUUGAGUUCAAAGGUAAAAAAUGGCCAUAAAUGAGCUUGUCCUAGCCAUAACUAUGUCAUUCAUUGUGAGAUUUUAAAAUCAUUUGGCACAUUUGUUCACCAUCAUGGGACGGUGUGUCGCACGAAAGAAUCACGUCAAUAUCUCCAAUGUCAAGGUCGCCACAACUAAAAAUAGAUUUUUUUUUAAAACAAACUUACAAAGGGGGUUAAUUUUGUUUGUUCAUUUCAAAAGUUCAGUUUGAGUUUUCUCCCUUUUUUUCACAAUGAAAACCUGGUUUUGUGACAAUUUUGUCCCUUGUUAAGAAGUGUUUUGAAUGUAAACAAGGUUUACCCUGAAAUCACUUUAUUUGAGCGCUUGUGUAGGAAUUAGGAACAUCAAAUUCGUCUCGUGAACAUGUGACUUGUUUGGUUUUCAAAAGAAUAUUAAUAGCAAUAAGUGUUUAAUUACAAAAGACAUUAUUGUGAUAGUGCUUUUAAGGCUGACAAUUAGAGUUUAAUCAAUUGAAACAGGGUAUGCAUAUUCUUUUUUAAAAACUCGUAUUCAAAAUAUGUUUUUCUUUUUUGUCUCAAAGGCUAGAAUUCCUUUUAUUUUUAUGUUAUUUGCAAAUUCAUUUCUAUUUAAUCUCAUGGAUUGAUGUUAUGCUUAAUACUUAUAUCAAUAGUAUUAACAUUUGAAUAAAGAUUUUCGUUUU
Molecule: messenger RNA, 4055 nt
Organism: Dreissena polymorpha
Lineage: Eukaryota; Metazoa; Mollusca; Bivalvia; Myida; Dreissenidae
Product: large neutral amino acids transporter small subunit 1-like
Exons: 11
Coding region: 157-1635 (492 amino acids)
Biological process (GO): amino acid transmembrane transport
Cellular component (GO): membrane
Molecular function (GO): L-amino acid transmembrane transporter activity
Source: RefSeq, a predicted model, not a curated record